Aspergillus clavatus NRRL 1 is the source of this 825-nucleotide messenger RNA. RefSeq names its product GPI anchored serine-threonine rich family protein. The coding region runs from base 1 to 825 and encodes 274 amino acids. Lineage: Eukaryota; Fungi; Ascomycota; Eurotiomycetes; Eurotiales; Aspergillaceae. The transcript has a single exon. The record is from RefSeq and is a predicted model, not a curated record.
AUGCGUCUUUCUCUCGCGACUGUCUUCUCCGCCCUCGCGGCCCUCGCCUCGGCCUAUACCACCCCGGACUACACCAAAAACCCCACGGGCAAUGCCAUCCUCCAGCCCGGUCUGAACGAGCGCGUUGCUGCCGGCAAGCAGUACACCAUCAAGUGGACCCCCACCACCGAGGGCCCCAUCUCGCUGGUUCUCCUGCGUGGCCCCAGCACCAACGUCGUGCCCCUGGAGACCUUGGCCGAGGGCAUCCCCAACUCCGGCUCCUUCUCGUGGACUCCCAGCAGCACUCUGGAGCCCGAUACCAGCCAAUACGGUCUGCUUCUCGUUGUCGAGGGCACCGGCCAGUACCAGUACUCCACCCAGUUCGGCGUCAGCAACCCCGACUAUGUCGCCGGCUCCUCCUCGGCGGGCGUAAACCCAACGUCGACCGGCGCGGCGACCGCUACCAACUCUGCUUCCAAGAGUGAAUCGUCGGGUACUACCACUUCUACUAUGACUGCUACUACCACUGCGACUGCUACUGCUACUGCCACUGCCACCGCCACCGCUACUGCUACUGCCUCUGGCUCGGCCAGCGAUGGCACUCUCCCUGCCACCAAGUCCACCACUACUCUGAUCACCAAGGGCACCACCGAUGUCCCCACCUCAACCGCCCUCAUCACCAUCCCGACCGGGACCACCGCGGCCUCCUCGGUGAUCGUCUCGGGCACUCACAGCCGCACCUCUGCCACGCCCAGCCCCUCGACCAUCCUGUCCAACGGUGCGGACCGCGGUGCGAUCAGCCUGGCUGCGGUGAUGGUGGGCGUGUUUGCGGUGGUGGCGUUCUAG